CCAAAGUACACAGCGCUGUCAUACACAUGGGGAACCGCCGAAACAAGCGAAUUGAUCUACCUCAAUGGCCGACGAUUCCAUAUCACCAAGAACCUCUGGAGUUGCCUCUACUUCAUCACUCAAAGGGCUUCUGUACGGAAGCAGUACAUCUGGUGCGACGCCAUCUGCAUC
Molecule: messenger RNA, 171 nt
Organism: Westerdykella ornata
Lineage: Eukaryota; Fungi; Ascomycota; Dothideomycetes; Pleosporales; Sporormiaceae
Exons: 1
Source: RefSeq, a predicted model, not a curated record